AGGUGGCGGGGGGCCCCUCCCCUCCCCUCUCACCUGGGCUUCAGGUGCGCUGCAGGAAAUGCGCUUCCCCGCCCAGGUGAGUGACUAAACUUUCCGGGUCACGUGAGCGGGCGGAGCCGGUAGGAGCCGGUCCAACCGACCGACCGACCGACCGACGAAUACCGGCCAAGGUAUUGUGGCCGAACGGGCCUCCUCCCCUGCCCAGCCCGGGAGAUGCGUUAGCCUCAGGCCGACGCGGGGAACGAGUUCGAGGCGACCCUACCCCUCCGGUUCCAUGGCGAGUGGCCGGGGCUUGGGGCUGCUCCUGGUGCUGGCUUUGCAGCCGCCGCCGCACCGGGUCCUGGGGCAAACUAUUCUGGCAUCUGUGGAUCCUAGAACAAAUAACAGCACCUCUCAACCUGAGGGCCUGUCCCAGGAGGCCGUGAUAGCCAUCAGCGUAGUGUUCUCCUUGCUGGGGCUGCUGCUGCUGGCCAUGGGCCUGUACUUCCUGGGGCAGAAACUGCGGGAGAAGCGGCAGACGGAGGGGACCUACCGGCCAAGCAGUGAGGAGCAGUCAUCCCACGCUGAGGCCCGCGGUCCCGAGGACUCGAAGGCAAAAGCUGCCAGGUGUCUGCCAUGCUAGGGCUGGGGCUUCACGAAGCCUGGAUCCCCAAGCUGGGCCCUGCAUUGCCACCCUUGGUAGGGGAAGGA
Tachyglossus aculeatus (Australian echidna) is the source of this 690-nucleotide messenger RNA. RefSeq names its product crumbs cell polarity complex component 3 (gene CRB3). The record is from RefSeq and is a predicted model, not a curated record. Bases 275 to 622 code for a protein of 115 amino acids. Lineage: Eukaryota; Metazoa; Chordata; Mammalia; Monotremata; Tachyglossidae. The transcript has 5 exons.